AUGUCCACUCUCCUCCAGGCCGGAGGGCUACACAAGCCAGAGGGCUUCACCAGGCCAGAGGGCUUCACCAGGCUGGAGGGCUACAUGUCCACUCUACUACAGGCCAGAGGGCUACAUGCCCACUCUACACCAGAGGGCCACAUGUCCACUCUACUCCAGAGGGCUACAUGUCCACUCUACACCAGGCCAGAGGGCUACAUGUCCCCUCUACACCUGGCCAGAAGGCUACUCCAGGCCAGAGGGCUACACAAGGCCAGAGGGCUACACCAGGCCAGAGGGCUACAUGUCCACUCUACUCCAGGCCAGAGGGCUACACAAGGCCAGCGGGCUACACUUGGCCAGCGGGCUACACCAGGCCAGAGGGCUACACCAGGCCAGAGGGCUACACCAGGCCAGAGGGCUACAUGUCCACUCUACACCAGGCCAGAGGGCUACACCAGGCCAGAGGGCUACACCGGGCCAGAGGGAGACACCGGGCCAGAGGGCUACACCGGGCCAGAGGGCUACACCGGGCCAGAGGGAGACACCGGGCCAGAGGGCUACACCGGGCCAGAGGGCUACACCGGGCCAGAGGGCUACACCGGGCCAGAGGGCUACACCGGGCCAGAGGGCUACACCAGGCCAGAGGGCUACAUGUCCACUCUACACCAGGCCAGAGGGCUACACUGGGCCAGAGGGCUACACCGGGCCAGAGGGCUACACCGGGCCAGAGGGCUACACCGGGCCAGAGGGCUACACUGGGCCAGAGGGCUACACCGGGCUACACUGGGCCAGAGGGCUACACUGGGCCAGAGGGCUACACCGGGCCAGAGACCUACACCAGGCCAGAGGGCUACACCAGGCCAGAGGGCUACAUGUCCACUCUACACCAGGCCAGAGGGCUACACUGGGCCAGAGGGCUACACUGGGCCAGAGGGCUACACCGGGCCAGAGGGCUACACCGGGCCAGAGGGCUACACUGGGCCAGAGGGCUACACUGGGCCAGAGGGCUACACCGGGACAGAGGGCUACACUGAGGGCUACAUGUCCACUCUACACCAGGCCAGAGGGCUACAUGUCCUCUCAACUCCAGAGGGCUACAUAUGGCUACAUGCCCACUCUACACCAGAGGGCCACAUGUCCACUCUACUCCAGAGGGCUACAUGUCCACUCUACACCAGGCCAGAGGGCUACAUGUCCCCUCUACACCUGGCCAGAAGGCUAUUCCAGGCCAGAGGGCUACACAAGGCCAGAGGGCUACACCAGGCCAGAGGGCUACAUGUCCACUCUACUCCAGGCCAGAGGGCUACACAAGGCCAGCGGGCUACACUUGGCCAGCGGGCUACACCAGGCCAGAGGGCUACACCAGGCCAGAGGGCUACACCAGGCCAGAGGGCUAUAUGUCCACUCUACACCAGGCCAGAGGGCUACACCAGGCCAGAGGGCUACACCGGGCCAGAGGGAGACACCGGGCCAGAGGGCUGCACCGGGCCAGAGGGCUACACCGGGCCAGAGGGAGACACCGGGCUAGAGGGCUACACCGGGCCAGAGGGCUACACCGGGCCAGAGGGCUACACCGGGCCAGAGGGCUACACCAGGCCAGAGGGCUACAUGUCCACUCUACACCAGGCCAGAGGGCUACACUGGGCCAGAGGGCUACACCGGGCCAGAGGGCUACACCGGGCCAGAGGGCUACACUGGGCCAGAGGGCUACACUGGGCCAGAGGGCUACACCGGGCUACACUGGGCCAGAGGGCUACACUGGGCCAGAGGGCUACACCGGGCCAGAGACCUACACCAGGCCAGAGGGCUACACCAGGCCAGAGGGCUACAUGUCCACUCUACACCAGGCCAGAGGGCUACACUGGGCCAGAGGGCUACACUGGGCCAGAGGGCUACACCGGGCCAGAGGGCUACACUGGGCCAGAGGGCUACACUGGGCCAGAGGGCUACACUGGGCCAGAGGGCUACACCGGGACAGAGGGCUACACUGAGGGCUACAUGUCCACUCUACACCAGGCCAGAGGGCUACAUGUCCUCUCAACUCCAGAGGGCUACAUAGGGCUACAUGUCCUCUCUACUCCAGAUGGCUACAUGCCCACUCUACACCAGAGGGCCACAUGUCCACUCUACUCCAGAGGGCUACAUGUCCACUCUACACCAGGCCAGAGGGCUACAUGUCCCCUCUACACCUGGCCAGAAGGCUAUUCCAGGCCAGAGGGCUACACAAGGCCAGAGGGCUACACCAGGCCAGAGGGCUACAUGUCCACUCUACUCCAGGCCAGAGGGCUACACAAGGCCAGCGGGCUACACUUGGCCAGCGGGCUACACCAGGCCAGAGGGCUACACCAGGCCAGAGGGCUACACCAGGCCAGAGGGCUAUAUGUCCACUCUACACCAGGCCAGAGGGCUACACCAGGCCAGAGGGCUACACCGGGCCAGAGGGAGACACCGGGCCAGAGGGCUGCACCGGGCCAGAGGGCUACACGGGCCAGAGGAGACACCGGGCUAGAGGGCUACACCGGGCCAGAGGGCUACACCGGGCCAGAGGGCUACACCGGGCCAGAGGGCACCGGGCCAGAGGGCUACAUGUCCACUCUACACCAGGCCAGAGGGCUACACUGGGCCAGAGGGCUACACCGGGCCAGAGGGCUACACCGGGCCAGAGUGCUACACUGGGCCAGAGGGCUACACUGGGCCAGAGGGCUACACCGGGCUACACUGGGCCAGAGGGCUACACUGGGCCAGAGGGCUACACCGGGCCAGAGACCUACACCAGGCCAGAGGGCUACACCAGGCCAGAGGGCUACAUGUCCACUCUACACCAGGCCAGAGGGCUACACUGGGCCAGAGGGCUACACUGGGCCAGAGGGCUACACCGGGCCAGAGGGCUACACUGGGCCAGAGGGCUACACUGGGCCAGAGGGCUACACUGGGCCAGAGGGCUACACCGGGACAGAGGGCUACACUGAGGGCUACAUGUCCACUCUACACCAGGCCAGAGGGCUACAUGUCCUCUCAACUCCAGAGGGCUACAUAUGGCUACAUGCCCACUCUACACCAGAGGGCCACAUGUCCACUCUACUCCAGAGGGCUACAUGUCCACUCUACACCAGGCCAGAGGGCUACAUGUCCCCUCUACACCUGGCCAGAAGGCUACUCCAGGCCAGAGGGCUACACAAGGCCAGAGGGCUACACCAGGCCAGAGGGCUACAUGUCCACUCUACUCCAGGCCAGAGGGCUACACAAGGCCAGCGGGCUACACUUGGCCAGCGGGCUACACCAGGCCAGAGGGCUACACCAGGCCAGAGGGCUACACCAGGCCAGAGGGCUAUAUGUCCACUCUACACCAGGCCAGAGGGCUACACCAGGCCAGAGGGCUACACCGGGCCAGAGGGAGACACCGGGCCAGAGGGCUGCACCGGGCCAGAGGGCUACACCGGGCCAGAGGGAGACACCGGGCUAGAGGGCUACACCGGGCCAGAGGGCUACACCAGGCCAGAGGGCUACAUGUCCAGGGCUACACCAGGCCAGAGGGCUACAUGUCCACUCUACACCAGGCCAGAGGGCUACACUGGGCCAGAGGGCUACACCGGGCCAGAGGGCUACACUGGGCCAGAGGGCUACACUGGGCCAGAGGGCUACACCGGGCUACACUGGGCCAGAGGGCUACACUGGGCCAGAGGGCUACACCGGGCCAGAGACCUACACCAGGCCAGAGGGCUACACCAGGCCAGAGGGCUACAUGUCCACUCUACACCAGGCCAGAGGGCUACACUGGGCCAGAGGGCUACACUGGGCCAGAGGGCUACACCGGGCCAGAGGGCUACACUGGGCCAGAGGGCUACACUGGGCCAGAGGGCUACACUGGGCCAGAGGGCUACACCGGGACAGAGGGCUACACUGAGGGCUACAUGUCCACUCUACACCAGGCCAGAGGGCUACAUGUCCUCUCAACUCCAGAGGGCUACAUGUCCGUAUUUCCAGCUUGUUGCUAUCAAAACAAAGCUAUGUAUUUGA
This is a messenger RNA of Oncorhynchus nerka (sockeye salmon), 3999 nucleotides long. RefSeq names its product collagen alpha-1(I) chain-like. The transcript has 5 exons. Gene Ontology annotation, molecular function: extracellular matrix structural constituent conferring tensile strength. The record is from RefSeq and is a predicted model, not a curated record. Lineage: Eukaryota; Metazoa; Chordata; Actinopteri; Salmoniformes; Salmonidae. Gene Ontology annotation, biological process: extracellular matrix organization. Bases 1 to 3999 code for a protein of 1332 amino acids.